This is a messenger RNA of Miscanthus lutarioriparius, 1629 nucleotides long. Lineage: Eukaryota; Viridiplantae; Streptophyta; Magnoliopsida; Poales; Poaceae. The record is from the annotation of a GenBank genome assembly.
AUGGCCCGCACGGCGGCGCCGGCCGCGGGCUACGGGGCGGACGGAGUGUACCGCUCCCCGCGCCCGGCCGUGCGCAUCGAGUCCGACCCGGGCCUCUCCCUCAACGACCUCCUCUUCCGCCGCGCCGACGCGUGCCCCUCCGCUCUCGCGCUGGUCGACUCCGCCACCGGCCAAUCCUUCACCUUCGCCGCUUUUCGCUCCGCCGUCCUCACCACGGCCGUCGCGCUCUCCUCGCGCGCGGGCGUCCGACGCGGCGACGUCAUCCUCUUCUUCGCCCCACAACUGCUUCCUCUACCCCGUCUGCUUCUUCGCCGUCACCGCCCUCGGCGCCGUCGCUACCACGGCCAACCCCCUCUAUACCCCCAGGGAGGUCGCCAAGCAGUCUCCGAACUCCUUCCCAAAAUCGUGGAGCUCGGCCUCCCCACCAUCCUGCUCGACGUCGACGGCGGCGCGGCCAGUGCCACCACCUCCAAGCCUCGGGGCGCCAGCGUCACGCUCUACUCAGACCUCAUUUCUGGGGCGCGGGAGACGGAGUACCGCCGCCCGCCGACGAAGCAGAGAGAUACGGCCGCGCUGCUAUACUCGUCCGGCACGACGGGGGCGAGCAAGGGCGUAAUCCUGACGCACCGCAACUUCAUCUCGGCGGCGGCCAUGAUUACAGCGGACCAGGACGCGCUCGGAGAGGGGCCCAACGUCUACCUCUGCUUCCUGCCCAUGUUCCACAUCUUCGGCUUGUCCGUCAUCACGUUCGCGCAGAUGCAGCGUGGCAACUCCGUCGUCGUGAUGUCGCGGUUUGACAUGGACUCUGUCAUGGCCGCCGUGCAGCGGCACCGUGUCACUCACCUCUUCUGCGUGCCGCCGGUCAUGAUAGCGCUCGCCAAGCUCGGGAGUGUCGGGAAAUACGACCUCAGCUCGCUCAGGUUCAUCGGCUCUGGCGCGGCGCCGCUUGGCAAGGACGUGAUGGAGGGCGUGGCCAAGAACUUUCCAGAAGCCGUGAUUGCCCAGGGUUACGGAAUGACUGAAACUUGUGGGAUCAUAUCUUUAGAGUACGCAGAAAAAGGACAAGUUCGUGAAUUUGGGUCAACUGGAGCACUUGUCUCAGGAGUUGAAGCAAAAAUUGUUGAUGUAGAAACAUUGAAAUGUCUGCCACCAAAUCAACUAGGAGAAAUUUGUGUUCGAGGACUGAACAUAAUGCAAGGGUAUUUCAACAAUGUGCAAGCUACUGAAUUUACAAUCAAGCAAGGGUGGUUGCAUACUGGUGAUAUUGGAUACUUCGAUGAAGGAGGUCAGCUUUUUGUAGUUGAUAGACUUAAAGAAUUGAUUAAGUACAAAGGUUUUCAGAUUGCACCCGCUGAGCUUGAAGGGCUACUUCUGUCUCAUCCAGAAAUUCUGGAUGCUGUUGUUAUCCCGUUCCCCGAUGCUGAAGCUGGGGAAGUUCCUAUUGCCUACGUCAUAAGGUCCCCUGUGAGUUCUUUGACUGAAGUUGAUGUCCAGAAAUUUAUUGAAAAGCAGGUUGCAUACUACAAAAAAUUGAGGAGGGUUACCUUUGUGGACAGCGUACCAAAAUCUGCUUCAGGAAAGAUUUUGAGAAGAGAACUCAUUGCUAAAGUCAGAUCGUCCAAGCUAUAG